AUGAUAAAGAAUAUUGGUAAGAUAAAGUCAACAACAAAAUAUCGCGAAGCACAAAAAAUUCGAAAAACAUACGAGGUUUCAUCUGAAACAUUAAGACGAACGAUACAAAGAUCUUGGUACUCAGUUCGGAUGUCAACGUUGAUGAUACAGAAUCCGGAAAGCUUGCCGAGGAUCUAUUAUCCAUCAUUACUAUCUUCACAGCAAGACACAAUGGACUCAGAUCAGCUCAGAACAGGAAAUGACAAAGAGAAACUAAAAACUCGAAAGAUACAAAUAUACCCAACAUUGGAAGAAAGAGAAAAAUUAAGAAAAUGGAUGGGAACUGUGAGGUGGACCUACAACAAAGUUCUUGAAAUGUUACAAGAUGAUAAAGAUAAAAUGAAAUACAAAACAAAAAAAGAUCGUUUGCAAACCAUCUCAAUACUGGCGAGAGAUUGGAACAGGAACAGAGGAGAAUAUGCAUUCCUUAAGACCGUGAUCGUGUCAAAAAGACCACCAGAAAUAAAUCAUACCGUGAAUGUAAUCAUGAACAGAUUAGGACAUUUUUACAUGUGUAUAUCCAUUCCUUUAAACAUCAGCAAUAAUCAAGAUGGUGUCAAAGGAAAAGUGAUAUCACUUGAUCCGGGUGUACAUACCUUUAUGACUGGUUAUGAUCCUAAUGGUCGAGUUGUAGAGUGGGGUAACGGUGAUAUUUAG
This is a messenger RNA of Racocetra persica, 696 nucleotides long. NCBI's taxonomy places the organism in Eukaryota, Fungi, Glomeromycota, Glomeromycetes, Diversisporales, Gigasporaceae. The record is from the annotation of a GenBank genome assembly.